UCUAACCUAGUGCCUGCUUCCCUCAUUCCUGGUUGCGCGUGAUCAUGGGACAGGAACCGCGCACGCUGCCGCCCUCCCCUAACUGGUACUGCUCCCGCUGCAGCGAUGCCGUGCCCGGGGGCCUCUUCGGCUUCGCGGCACGGACCUCCGUCUUCCUUGUCCGCGUGGGCCCGGGCGCGGAAGCGAUCCCAGGGACGCCCCCAUUUCGAGUCAUAGGGGAGUUGGUGGGACACACCGAAAGGGUGUCUGGCUUCACGUUUUGUCAUCACCCGGAUCAAUACAACCUCUGCGCCACCAGCUCCGAUGAUGGGACUGUGAAAAUCUGGGAUGUAGAGACAAAAACAGUUGUGACAGAACAUGCGCUCCAUCAGCAUACAAUAUCAGCAUUGCAUUGGUCUCCUCGAGUAAAGGAUUUACUAGUAUCUGGAGAUGAAAAAGGAGUAGUUUUCUGUUACUGGCUUAACAGAAAUGACAGCCAGCACCUCUUUAUAGAACCCAGGACAAUUUUCUGUCUUACUUGCUCACCUCAUCAUGAAGAUUUAGUAGCCAUUGGCUACAAGGAUGGCAUAGUGGUUAUAACUGACAUCAGCAAGAAAGGAGAAGUUAUACACAGGUUUCGAGGCCACGAUGAUGAGAUCCACUCCAUAGCCUGGUGCCCCCUACCUGGUGAAGACUGUUUAUCCAUAAGUCAAGAGGAAAACUCAGAAGAACCUGAAAUUCCCAAUGGGAAACUUAUAGCACAAACUCCAGUAUCAAAAGGCUGCUACUUAGCCACUGGAAGCAAAGAUCAGACCAUUCGGAUCUGGAGCUGCUCCAGAGGCCGAGGGGUGAUGAUUCUGAAGUUGCCCUUUCUGAAGAGAAGAGGAGGGGGUAUAGACCCAACUGUUAAAGAGCGCCUCUGGUUGACACUCCACUGGCCCAGGGAUCAGCCAACACAGCUGAUAUCCAGCUGUUUUGGAGGCGAACUGCUGCUAUGGGAUCUCACUCAGUCUUGGAGACGGAAAUAUACCCUCUUUAGCGCAUCAUCAGAAGGGCAAAAUCAUUCAAGAAUUGUGUUUAAUUUAUGUCCUCUACAAACCAACGAUGACAAACAGCUGCUGCUUUCCACAUCAAUGGAUAGAGAUGUAAAAUGUUGGGACAUGGCCACGCUGGAGUGCUGCUGGACCCUGCCUUCUCUUGGUGGGUUUGCCUACAGUCUGGCUUUCUCUCCUGUGGACACAGGCUGUUUGGCGAUAGGCGUUGGUGAUGGCAUGAUCCGCGUAUGGAAUACACUCUCCAUAAAGAACAACUAUGAUGUGAAAAAUUUUUGGCAGGGUGUCAAGUCCAAGGUUACAGCGCUGUGCUGGCACCCAACCAAGGAAGGCGGCUUAGCUUUUGGAACUGAUGAUGGAAAAGUGGGAUUGUAUGACACCUACUCCAACAAACCUCCACAGAUUUCUAGCACGUAUCACAAGAAGACUGUGUACUCCUUAGCCUGGGGGCCACCAGUACCUCCCACGGCAUUUGGAGGAGAAGGAGACAGACCUUCCCUCACUUUAUACAGCUGUGGAGGGGAAGGGAUUGUCUUACAGCACAAUCCCUGGAAGCUUAGUGGAGAGGCCUUUGACAUCAACAAACUCAUCAGGGACACCAAUUCAAUCAAAUACAAAUUGCCUGUACACACAGAGAUCAGCUGGAAAGCAGAUGGCAAAAUCAUGGCUCUUGGCAAUGAAGAUGGAUCAAUAGAAAUAUUCAAGGUCCCUAACUUGAAACUGAUCUGCACCAUCCAGCAGCAUCACAAGCUCGUGAAUACUAUCAGCUGGCAUCAUGAGCAUGGCAGUCAGCCAGAGCUGAGCUAUCUGAUGGCCUCUGGGUCCAACAACGCAGUCAUUUAUGUGCACAACCUGCAGACUGUCAUAGAGAGCAAUCCUGAAUCUCCAGUGACCAUUACAGAGCCCCACCGGACCCUCUCAGGGCACACAGCCAAGAUUACCAGUCUGGCAUGGAGCCCACAUCAUGAUGGAAGGCUGGUAUCUGCUUCCUAUGAUGGUACAGCUCAGGUGUGGGAUACUCUCCAGGAAGAGCCUCUAUGCAACUUCCGGGGACAUCGAGGUCGACUGCUUUGCAUCGCAUGGUCCCCAUUAGAUCCAGACUGCAUCUACUCAGGGGCAGAUGACUUCUGUGUGUACAAAUGGCUCACUUCCAUGCAAGAACAUUCCCGACCUCCUCAAGGCAAGAAAAGUAUUGAAUUAGAGAAAAAAAGGCUCUCUCAACCUAAGCCAAAGCCCAAAAAGAAGAAAAAGCCCACCUUGAGAGUGCCUGUAAAGCAGGAAUUGUGUGACGGGAAUGAGGAAGAGAGCGUAAAGGAAAGCUCAGGACCUGCUGAGAACGGCGUGUCAGACCAGGAGACUGAGGAGGAAGCCCGGGAGCCAGAGCUACCCUAUGGUGUCACCUCAGCAGUUUCUAAAGCAGUAAUCUGCACUCCAGCAUCCUUAGGUUUUGAAAAGUCAAAAGUCACCAUUAAUAAAGUCACUUUACUGAAAAAGGAGGCACCUAAAGAGAAGCCAGAAGCCUUAAUCAAGAAGCGAAAAGCUCGUUCCACGCUUCCACUGAGUACAAGUCUGGACCACAGGUCCAAAGAGGAGCUUCAUCAGGACUGUUUGGUAUUAGCCACAGCAAAACACUCCAAAGCAGAGCCAAAGGAGGAUGUGUCUGCUGAUCUUGAGGAAAGGUUUCACCUGGGACUUUUCACAGACAGGGCUACCCUGUACAAAAUGAUUGAGGUUGAAGGAAAAGGUCACUUGGAAAAUGGCCACCCUGAGUUAUUUCACCAGCUCAUGCUUUGGAAAGGAGAUCUAAAAGGUGUUUUGCAGACUGCAGCAGAAAGAGGGGAGCUGACAGACAAUCUCGUGGCUAUGGCACCAGUUGCCGGUUACCAUGUAUGGGUGUGGGCCGUGGAAGCUUUUGCCAAACAACUGUGUUUUCAGGACCAGUAUGUCAAGGCUGCCUCUCACCUACUUUCUAUCCACAAAGUAUAUGAAGCUGUGGAGCUGCUUAAGUCAAACCAUUUCUACAGGGAGGCUAUUGCAAUUGCCAAGGCCCGGCUGCGUCCAGAGGACCCGAUCCUGAAAGACCUGUACCUCAGCUGGGGAGCCAUCCUAGAAAAAGAUGGCCAUUAUGCCUUAGCAGCCAAAUGCUAUUUAGGGGCCACUUCAGCUUAUGAUGCGGCCAAAGUUCUGGCCAAAAAGGGGGAUGCGGCAUCACUUAGCACAGCUGCAGAGUUGGCUUCCAUCGUAGGAGAGAAUGAGUUGUCUGCUUCCCUGGCUCUCAGAUGUGCUCAAGAACUGCUUCUGGCCAGGAACUGGGUGGGCGCACAAGAAGCCCUGCAGCUCCACCAAAGUCUAAAGGGUCAGAGAUUGGUGUUUUGCCUUCUUGAGCUACUGUCCAAGCACCUGGAGGAAAAGCAGCUUUCAGAGGGCAAAAGUUCCUCCUCUUCCUACAAUGCUUGGCCCGCAGGCGGCAAAGAGCCCUUCGUGGAAAGGGUGACUGCAGUAUGGAAGAGUGCCUUCAGCCUCGACUCCCCAGACCAAUACCAGGCAGCAUUUCAGCAGCUGCAAAAUAUCAAGUACCCAUCUGCUACAAGUAACACCCCCUCCAAACAGCUCCUGCUUCAUAUUUGCCAUGACCUGACCUUAGCAGUGCUAAGCCAGCAGGUGGCCGCCUGGGAUACAGCUGUGGAAGGACUGCUUCGGGCUGUGGUCCGGAGCUACGACUCAGGAAACUUCACCAUCAUGCAGGAAGUGCACUCAGCCUUUCUUCCAGAGGGCUGUGACCACCUACGACACAAACUGGAUGACCAUCAGUUCCCCACCACACCAGCUUUCAAAAGUUUGGAGGCCUUUUUUAUUUAUGGACGUCUAUAUGAAUUCUGGUGGUCUCUCUCCAGGCCUUGCCCUGAAUCCAGCGUCUGGGUAAGGACUGCUCACAGAAGAAUGAGCUCUGUUGAGCAAAACCAACAGGUUGACAAUGUCAGCCCUGAAGAAACUGACCCCAAAGCUUCCCAGCCAGAGCCAAGCAGGACUCCAGAACUAGAGGUGAGACUCACAGAAGAAGGUGAGCAAUUGCUGAAUGCUUGUAAAGAGCUCUUUUCAGAAAAACACGCUGGUCUCCAAAAUGCACAGAGAACCGUUGCUGAAGUCCAAGAGACCUUGGCAGAAAUGAUCCGUAAACACCAGAAAAGUCAGCUCUGUAAAUCCACAGCAAAUGGCCCUGAUAAGAAUGAACCUGAACAGGAAGCAGAACAGUCCCUCUCUAGUCCUCAUAACCAGUGUAAAGAAGAGAAAAAUGAACCAGUUUCUUUGCCUGAAUUAACGAAAAGGCUUACAGAGGCAAAUGAGAGAAUAGCUAAGUUUCCUGAGAGUAUUAAGACCUGGCCAUUCCCAGAUGUGCUGGAGUGCUGCCUCAUUCUGCUUCACAUCAGGUCCCAAUAUCCUGGCUUUGUGACCCAGGAAAUGCAGCAACAGGCUCAAGAACUCCUUCAGAAAUACGGCAACACUAAAGUUUACAAACGACACUACCAGCCCCUCUGCACGUGAACUUCCAAGGACCUUUAGGAAACUGUGCCAAAUUCAAAACGUCCAACACCUUUCACCUCUGAAUUUACACCUCGUCAGACAUUCACUUUGAUCCCUAGAUGUUUCUUCAGUGAUCCAAAUAAUACAAAUGAGGGUCAAGUCUGAAUCAACUCUACAUUUGGACACAAUGAAAUCUAACUUUGGACCCAACUGUGGAUUUCCUACUGGAGGAAAGAUCAGGAAAAGCCAGCAGUAGUUACUCAGAACUAACACCUGCAGAGUGAUUGUUGAUCAUCUCUAAAGCCUUAUGCAGGUUUCACCCAAAGAGGAGAAACUUUUUUAAUCACCCAAAGUGUUACAUUCUUAAACACAGGCUACCUUUAUAAUGCUUCGCCUGAUCAUAAACCUAUACAUUCUUGUUUGAGAUAGAACUGCUGCAUAUUAUGACUAUUGGUAUCAUUUUUUUGUUUUUCUUAAUUUGGUUUCACUCCUCUACUCUUUCAAAGACUGAAGUUUGAAUGUGAAAUAAGCCUUACCCAUCAUGUUCAGUCUUUACCCUUUGUCUAAACUUUAGGUCAAAAGUUUGGUUUCAGUGUUUAAUGGAAUUGCUUAUUUGAACAAAUCACUUACUAAAGCUUUAGAAGAACAAUUAACUAA
Messenger RNA from Hippopotamus amphibius kiboko, 5210 nucleotides. RefSeq names its product gem nuclear organelle associated protein 5 (gene GEMIN5). Lineage: Eukaryota; Metazoa; Chordata; Mammalia; Artiodactyla; Hippopotamidae. The record is from RefSeq and is a predicted model, not a curated record. The transcript has 28 exons. Bases 45 to 4574 code for a protein of 1509 amino acids. Gene Ontology annotation, molecular function: protein binding.